Molecule: messenger RNA, 1254 nt
Organism: Penicillium taxi
Lineage: Eukaryota; Fungi; Ascomycota; Eurotiomycetes; Eurotiales; Aspergillaceae
Product: dipeptidase
Exons: 5
Coding region: 1-1254 (417 amino acids)
Biological process (GO): proteolysis
Molecular function (GO): metallodipeptidase activity
Source: RefSeq, a predicted model, not a curated record
AUGGCAUCUGUUCAUCCCUACCAGAAGCUUAACAUUGACGAGAGGGUGAAGAGAGUACUUUUGGAAACACCACUCAUUGACGGACACAAUGAUUUACCCCAACAGCCCAGAGCUUGCUUCCAUGGCAAAAUUCACGAUAAUCCAAAAUUUGAUCUGGAGAAAGGGUUUGAGAGGGGAAUGACUGAUAUCCCUAGACUACGUGAAGGUGCUGUUGGUGGCCAGUUCUGGUCUGUCUGUGUUCCUUGUCUGAGAUCUGCCGAGAACUUUUCAACGCCCGAAUAUUCAGAUAUGGCUCGAGAUGCGAUUGAGCAAAUUGACCUAACUCUUCGUCUUGUUGAGUCUCAUCCGGAUGUCUUCCAGCUUGUCAAUGGUCCAGAUACAGUCAAAGAGGUGUAUAAGUCCGGAAAAAUCGCAUGCUCUAUUGGAAUUGAAGGGCUUCAUAUGGCUGGGAAUAGCAUCGGAAUCAUUCGAGCUUUCUACAGAUUAGGUGUUCGAUAUUGCACUUUGACUCAUGUCUGCAACAACGCCUUUGCGGAUAGCUCGACAUCUAAAGUCGGGCCAGUUCAUGGCGGACUCUCAAAACUAGGACGAUCUGCCGUUGUCGAAAUGAACAGACUCGGAAUGAUCAUUGACUGUUCGCAUGUAUCUGAAGACUGCGCAAAGCAAGUCCUCGCGCUGACUCGUGCGCCUGUCAUGUUUUCUCAUUCUAAUGUUCAAGCAGUCUUCGACUGCCCACGUAACGUGCCAGAUGAUGUUAUUGACCUGGUACGUGAUAACGGUGGAGUUAUCAUGGUGACCUUUGUACCCGAGCAUGUCACCACUCGCCGUGCAGAUGCCACAAUGGACAUGGUACUAGAUCACCUAUUCUAUAUCGCAGACCGUAUUGGCUGGGAUCAUGUUGGCCUGGGCUCUGACUUUGAUGGAAUUGCAUCUGUCAUUCCAGGCUUGGAAGACGUUAAAUGCUAUCCAAAGCUUCUGCAGAGAAUUCUGGAUCGCGGCGCAACUGAAAAACAGCUGGCUAAGGUUGCAGGCGAAAACCUGCUCAGAGUGUGGAGAGGUGUUGAGGCGACUCGCGAUCAAAUGGCAGCGGAGGGUGUUAAGCCUGUAGAGGAUGUUUGGGAAGAUCGGACUUGGUGGCGCUACGAUGGUUAUUACCAAAUGCCAGACCCGGAUCCGGAAGACAAACUGGGACUGGAUUGGUAUGGUGUACCACCUCCGAGUGAAGGAUUAUAUCUCAAAGAAGGCGAAAAAUGA